GGGAGGAGCUGAACUUUCACACCGGGAAGUUUACGUUCACAUGUGGACGGUGUGUGUGUUUAACACACGUCUAAUAACACAUCAAGCAUCAUGUCAUCAAGCAAAGGGAAAGGCAAAGGGAAAAAGAGACUGAGUGAAGCAGAAGGAGACAGAUCCGCGUUAGUCUGUGAUGAACCGGAUUGUAGCGUCUCGAGCGGCGGAUUCACGGUCACGGACUCCGCAGAGCGAGCUGAAGAUAAAGCCCCUCAGCGCUGGCGUUCAUAUUUGGCUCAGAUGAGUGUGAACACCAUGAAGACUCUGAACAUCUGCAUCGGACGUCCGGUCCUGAUAUCCAGCAGCGUGGGACAGCAGCAGGUGUGUGUGGCGUGGCCAGUAUCUCAGUUUCCAGGCAGACGCGUGGGUCUUCAGUCCAGCGCUCAGUCCGCUCUGAGAGUGACGUCUGGAUCUCGGGUCACAGUGCAGCCCAUCACCGGAGCCCUUCUACAGGCCGAGCACCUGCGGCUGACGCUCAGGCCUGAAGACAAAGUGCUGAAUACAGAAGAGUUCAGGAAUUAUCUCCUGCGGACGCUGGACGGUCGGGUUCUGCUGCCGGGUGGCUCUGUGUGUGUCUCGUAUUUCGGGCGUCAGUGUGUUCUGGCUGUGGAUUCGGUGACGGGUGUCGAUGGAGAGACUCUGAGACGCUCAGACGGAGUCGCUGUCGAUCUCUCCUCACAGCUGGAGCAGCUGUCCAUCCAGCAGAGGUCACCUGACCCAUCACAUGACCCCUCACCUCUGACCCCUGACCCAUCACAUGACCCCUCACCUCUGACCCCUGACUCAUCACAUGACCCCUCACAUCUGACCCCUGACCCAUCACAUGACCCCUCACCUCUGACCCCUGAGCCAUCACAUGACCCCUCACCUCUGACCCCUGACCCGUCACAUGACCCCUCACCUCUGACCCCUGACCGAUCACAUGACCCCUCACCUCUGACCCCUGACCCAUCACAUGACCCCUCACCUCUGACCCCUGACCGAUCACAUGACCCCUCACCUCUGACCCCUGACCGAUCACAUGACCCCUCACCUCUGACCCCUGUCUCUACACCCUGUAAACUGACUGACCCGGUUCUCAGCCCGUCCGAGACGUCGGAUCGGUCCGGACGCUCAUCCACGGACACCUUCUACGCCGUCUGCAGCUCCUCCACACUGAGCGUGUGUGACCCCGGCGAGCAGGACGAGGCCGAGGAGGGGGGCGAGGGGUCAAAGGUCACGUACAGUAUGAUCGGCGGCCUCGGCGGUCAGCUGCAGGUCAUCAGGGAGACCAUCGAGCUGCCGCUCAAACACCCGGAGCUCUUCAGAAACUAUGGAAUCCCGCCUCCUCGAGGGCUGCUGCUGUAUGGGCCGCCUGGCACAGGGAAGACCAUGAUUGGACGAGCCGUAGCCAAUGAAGUGGGAGCUCACAUGAGUGUCAUCAACGGCCCCGAGAUCAUGAGCAAGUUUUAUGGAGAAACUGAAGGUAGAUUGAGGCAGAUUUUCUCACAGGCCUCACAGAGGCAGCCGGCCAUCAUCUUCAUCGAUGAGUUGGACGCUCUGUGUCCCAGGAGAGAAGGAGCUCAGAAUGAAGUGGAGAAGCGGCUCGUGGCCACUCUGCUGACGCUCAUGGACGGGAUCGGAUCUGAGGGUCACAGCGGGCAGCUGCUGGUUCUGGGAGCCACUAAUCGUCCUCAUGCUCUGGAUCCGGCGCUGCGGCGGCCCGGACGCUUCGAUAAGGAGCUGGAGAUCGGUGUUCCCGGCGCAGACGGGCGGAUGGAUAUCCUGCAGAAGCAGCUGCGCUCCAUGCCGUGUGACGUCUCCGCCGCAGAGCUCCGGGAACUAGCCGACGCGGCACAUGGAUACGUGGGAGCCGACCUCGCCGCCGUCUGCAAGGAAGCUGGUCUUCACGCGCUGAGGAGGGUUUUAGGAUCCAAGCCUGUUCUCUCUGAUGUCCAGGUGAUGAACAGUGUAAAGGUCAUGACCUCUGACCUGAGACUGGCCAUGACAGAGGUCAAACCCAGCGCGAUGAGAGAGGUGGCCAUCGACGUGCCAAAGGUUCGGUGGAGUGACAUCGGUGGGAUGGAGGAGGUGAAGCUGGCGCUGAAGCAGGCGGUCGAAUGGCCCCUGCGGCACCCCGAGGCCUUCAGCAGGUUGGGUAUAACGCCACCUAAAGGUGUCCUGCUGUACGGACCGCCGGGAUGCUCCAAAACCAUGAUCGCUAAAGCGCUAGCCAAUGAGAGCCAGCUCAACUUUCUGUCCAUCAAGGGUCCAGAGUUACUGAGUAAAUACGUGGGUGAAUCAGAGCGAGCGCUUCGAGAGGUUUUCCGGAAGGCCAGGACAGUUGCUCCGUCUAUCGUUUUCUUUGACGAGAUCGACGCUUUAGCAGCGGCACGAGGAAGUUCUGGUCACGCGGGAGGCGUCGCUGAUCGAGUGUUAGCUCAGCUGCUGACAGAGAUGGAUGGAAUCGAACAGCUAAAAGACGUCACGGUUCUUGCUGCAACCAACCGACCUGAUAUGAUUGUCUCAGGCUCUGAUGCGUCCGGGGCGUCUGGACCGCAUCAUAUUCGUCCCGCUGCCGGAUGCAGACACUCGCAGGGAGAUCUUCACGCUGCAGCUCCGGAGCAUGCCCAUCCAUCCCAGCGUGCACCUGGAGGACCUGGUGACCCGGACAGAGCGCUACUCGGGGGCAGAGAUCACAGCCGUGUGCAGAGAAGCGGCUCUACAGGCGCUGCAGGAGGACAUCACAGCCCAACAUGUGAGCGCCGGACACUUCGACAGCGCUCUGAACACCAUCAGACCCCGAAUCCCUCAGACGCUCCUGCAGACAUACACCAACUACCAGCAGAAACACGGAGGAUCACGCGUCUGACAGCAGCCAGCUGACACAGCCUUCAUAUGAUACUGUACACAUAAACAAUAAAGACACGUUUGUACUUAUUAUUGCUGUUGACUU
Molecule: messenger RNA, 2968 nt
Organism: Sinocyclocheilus anshuiensis
Lineage: Eukaryota; Metazoa; Chordata; Actinopteri; Cypriniformes; Cyprinidae
Gene: afg2a
Product: AFG2 AAA ATPase homolog A
Exons: 16
Coding region: 91-2898 (935 amino acids)
Cellular component (GO): cytoplasm
Molecular function (GO): ATP hydrolysis activity; ATP binding
Source: RefSeq, a predicted model, not a curated record